Messenger RNA from Monopterus albus (swamp eel), 2659 nucleotides. RefSeq names its product mid1-interacting protein 1-B-like. Gene Ontology annotation, cellular component: cytosol. Gene Ontology annotation, biological process: regulation of lipid biosynthetic process. The transcript is spliced from 2 exons. NCBI's taxonomy places the organism in Eukaryota, Metazoa, Chordata, Actinopteri, Synbranchiformes, Synbranchidae. The coding region runs from base 1411 to 1902 and encodes 163 amino acids. The record is from RefSeq and is a predicted model, not a curated record.
AACAUCCCCUCUAAACUCCUCAGAUGGUUUCAUUUAAAUACAUUUUUGGUCAAUUUAGUUUUUUCGUCAUUGUCACACAUCAUUUAACUGAGGAGGCUUUACACAACAUAUGAAACUGUCUAUUCAGAUAAGGAAAAACUCCCCAUGAAACCCCCUUUAACAGGGAGAAAAUGGAAGAAACCUUGGGAAAAGCAACAGAGAGAUCUACCCCCUCCCCCUCCAUGGACAGACAGUUAUGUGCAAGACAUGUGCAAGAAAUGAUGUGUGUACAGAAUAGACUAAAACAGAAAUAUUACAAAAUGUAAAGUAAGGAUGACACUAUUACAGACAGGCUAAAUGACAUGCAUAAAGUAUAUAGACUGAAGAUGUGGAACAACUUUCGGGUGCUGCCAAAAUGAUAAAACUUAAGCCACAAAAAGGGCAAACUCUAAAAUUUAACCUAAGGAUAUGGCAAAAAAAAACCUUUGUGUAGCAGAAAUUUGUUUUUCCUUCCUUCCUAAACCACUAAGCAGCUCACAACCUUGUAGAUUUAUCUUGUGACCCUUUAGAGACACAUAUAAACUAGUUAAAUUUAUAGCUCCCACUGGAGCAGCUCCAGCAGUAAAAUGCUGCUUAAGCACUGCUGCCUUGCAAUCUAAUGUCAAUAAUAUAUCAGUUAUCACUCAAUUAUCAGGAGCCUUCUUUCCUGGGCUAGUACCCUGCGUUCUUUUAAGGUUGUUUAACCUCUUGUUGGUUCCCAGGUAGGCCUCUUACUGCAUUAGUACCUUUGCCUAAAAGAGCUUACUCUGUGGGCGACAAUGAACUUCAAUCUACGAAUAAAAUCAAUAAGUACUCGAAAGCAUGAGGGCUCAACAACGUGUUGCUUCUGUCUUAUAAACGUGUUCAGAAGGGACUUAGUCAUUGGUCCAACAUCCGCUUGUCCCACCCCCGAACAUAUAUGGCCAUCUGAUUGGCUUUACUGGAAGCUCGAGCAGUGGGCUGAUGGCUCGACUGAUGAAUAUUCAUGACACCGGUUCUCUCAGUUCAGGCCUCACCCUGAAUGUCUCUGUGUGUGGCUCAUCGGAACAGAAUGUUUGUAAUGUAACGUUAGACUUUUAUUUCACCGGAAGCCGAACCAUACUGUUCACUCACAGGACAGCAAAUUGCACGGUCAGUUGGAUCCAGUUACCACUUCAGUGGAAGAACUUGACAAACAGGUACUGGGACCGCCUUUGAAGUAUAAAGGCGCAGCAGUCUCUCCUGAAACCAUAAGAACUGUGCCAAACCACCAGCGCGGAUUGCCCGGUUUCCGCUGCAGCAUUAAGACGACCAGUCCAGAAUUAAAGCUGGGAGCUCACACGGGAAUAAACAAGACAAGGAACACGGGCCUCUGCUUUCACAUCUGUUCCUGAAAAGAGAAAUCCCGCCAAGAUGAUGAUGAUGCAGCUGAUGGAGACCCCCAACCAGAAAAAUUCCCUCUUCAACGCCAUGAACCGCUUUAUUGGCGCCGUCAACAACAUGGACCAGACGGUUAUGGUACCGAACCUGCUGCGGGAUGUCCCGCUGGAUGAGGAGAGGGAGAUGAGCUCCGUGAAAUCGGAUGUGGACGAGGGGGACAUGUACAGCUACUACCAGCUGCUAAAGUCCAUCCGCCGGGACAUCGAGUGGGGUGUCCGGGGCGCCGCAGCUGAUGAGAAGCGCAAGGAGAGCAUGGAGAUCAUCCGUAGGAACUCGUCCGUAUCCGCCUCCUCCUCCGUAUCAGGAUCAUCCGAGGAGGACGAAGAGGAUGACGAGGAUUUGGCGAAGCAGUUCCAAUACCAUCUGACCGGGCUGCAAGAGGUGCUGUCCAAGCUCACACAGCAGGCCAACUGUCUCACCAAGCGCUACAAACAGGAGAUUGGCAUCGGAGGAUGGGGCCAGUAAACUCGGAUCCUUCAGGAACUGAAAAACCUGGAUUAUUAUAUGGGACAGGCGGACAUCUCUCAAUAGCCUUUAUGAAUGCUGCUGCUACUACCAAUGGCAUAAUGGGCACACAUUUGAAUGGUAGAAUAAAGGGCAUCUUAUUUCUGUGUUGGUCUGCUCUGUGGAAGAGACUGUAGAUGUGUUGAUCUCGAAGAAAGCAUUUGUGUACUUAACACCAAACUCUCUUAUUUUGCACUCCAAAGUGUUAUACACGACAUGCUUUCAGUGAUACACAGAUGAAACGUAUUUAAACCUUUAUUUAAUGUAUAAUUUAUUACCUCAUGCUGUAUGUCUGACAGAGCCAGAUACUAUUUCAAAGUUGGAGAAGAAAUGAACUGUAUGAAAUACAGGACCUGUCGUUUGAACCGCCCUUCUGAGGGGGAAUCUGACAAAAGAUUUAGCUUCCUCUCUGUGUUGCUACUGAUGUUAGUGUGUUCAGAUAUAUUUGUCUGCGUAUGACCAGUGCUACCUUCUAUCUGAUAUGUCUGUGUCUUUAAAUAGUUUGUGAAUGGAAGGAGGCAGAUAGUUGCCUAUGAGCUCCUAAUAUCCAAAUGGUCAAUGAACUGGAAUCAUCUGAUAAUUCUUCCUUGUAGAGAAUGAGAGAUUCCAUGAGAUGCAUUUUUGUUUUUGUCACUUAUUAGCAAUUAUCCAGAUAUUACUGGAUAUUACUGUCAGAAUGAGCAAAUUCUUUUGAAUGUACCGUCUGCACCACUUUUGU